AUGAUGAUGGGAGGGAAGUGCUGGAGAUGGACUGGAGGGGUCAUCGGUAUGAUCCUCCUGUUCCAGGCGGUGGUGAUGGUUUUCCCGCAGCUUCAGCACACCCUUUGGAUCGUUAACCCCUUUCUUGUUUCAGUUAAACUGACAGAUCAACCAACACACUGCACCAUCUCCGUUGCCGCUGUAUCCGAGAAAAGGUCGCAUGUGGUCAAGAUCCAUGGGUGCUCGGUGCUACCGGAGAAAGGCGCGUGCGCGAAAUCUGCUCCGUUCAGCGUUGGAGGUCUUAGCUGGGCCAUCAAGUACUACCCGCUCGGUAACUUCAUGCCUGGCUUCGUUUCAAUCUAUCUUGUUCUUGAUUCUUCUCAUGUCAAGGAGCUAAGUGUGAAAAUCAGGUUUAGUCUGCUUGACAGGGAUGGGAAACCUGUGCCGUCGCACAGCCGUAAGACCACCACCGAGCAUAUCUUCGCGGGCAAAGGAUCAUCUCAGGAAAUUUAUCUUAAAUCUAUAAGCCAUGAAGAUUUGGAGGGAUCAGUGCAUCCAAGAGAUGACUGUUUCAGCAUCAAAUGUGAUAUCGCUGUCUUGAAGGAUGCCAACGAAGGUAAUAAGUUUGUCAUGGUACCUCCAAGUGACUUGCAUCAGCAGCUGGGUAACCUUCUGAAGAGCAUGGAUGGAGCGGACGUGACCUUUAUAGUCGGCGGGGAGAGAUUCUCGGCUCACCGCUCCGUGCUCGCUGCUCGGUCAUCUGUCUUCAAGGCGGAGCUAUUUGGUGACAUGAAGGAGAAUUCAUGUGACCCUAUUGAAAUCAAUGAUAUGGAAGCUGACGUGUUCAAGUCCUUGCUCCAUUUCGUUUACAGCGACUCUCUGCCUGAGCUGACUCAUGAAGGAACCCAUGACGGAGGAGCAACAAGAGGAGAUGUGGUGACAGCUAGUCAUCUGCUCGUAGCGGCUGACUUGUACAACAUUGAAAGGCUGAAGCUGAUAUGCGAGGAGAAGUUGUGCAACCACAUUGACUCCAACAUGGUGGCAACCACUUUGGCUUUAGCUGAGCAACACAGUUGCAAUGGACUCAAGGAAGCUUGUUUUGAGUUCCUUGCUUUGCCUUCCAACUUGGAGGCGAUGGUGGCAAGUGAUGGUUUUGAGCAUUUGAAGAGCAGUUGCCCAUCUGUCCUCAAGGACCUGGUUGUUAGAGUGCUGCCUGCCGAACUGAAAGCAGUGAAGGAUAUUAUCAUGGCAAUCUAG
Molecule: messenger RNA, 1236 nt
Organism: Lolium rigidum
Lineage: Eukaryota; Viridiplantae; Streptophyta; Magnoliopsida; Poales; Poaceae
Product: BTB/POZ and MATH domain-containing protein 1-like
Exons: 2
Coding region: 1-1236 (411 amino acids)
Biological process (GO): protein ubiquitination
Molecular function (GO): protein binding
Source: RefSeq, a predicted model, not a curated record